GAGGCCCGGCAGCAGGACGGCGGGCGGCACUAGAGGGAGCUGCUCCGCGCCCGGCCCGCGCGCCCUCGGCUCGGAGCGCCGCCUCCUAGCCGCGCCGCCGCGAUGGCGGAGGACAGCGAGUCUGCGGCCAGCCAGCAGAGCCUGGAGCUGGACGACCAGGACACGUGCGGGAUAGACGGGGACAAUGAGGAGGAGACGGAACACGCCAAGGGAAGUCCUGGAGGGGAUUUGGGAGCCAAAAAGAAAAAGAAGAAACAGAAGAGAAAAAAGGAGAAGCCAAAUUCUGGAGGUACAAAGUCUGACUCUGCAUCUGAUUCCCAGGAGAUUAAAAUUCAUCAGCCUUCAAAGAAUGCCACCAUCCCCAUGCAGAAGCUGCAGGAUAUCCAGAGAGCAGUGGAGCUGCUAUCAGCGUGCCAGGGCCCGGCCAGGAACAUUGAUGAGGCAGCCAAACGCAGAUACCAGUUCUGGGAUACACAGCCGGUACCCAAACUAAAUGAAGUCAUAACUUCUCAUGGUGCAAUUGAGCCAGACAAAGACAAUGUACGUCAAGAACCAUAUUCUUUGCCACAGGGUUUUAUGUGGGACACUUUAGACUUGAGUAAUGCAGAGGUGCUCAAGGAGUUAUACAUGUUGUUAAAUGAGAAUUAUGUAGAAGAUGAUGACAAUAUGUUCCGCUUCGACUAUUCACCAGAGUUCCUAUUGUGGGCUCUGCGUCCCCCAGGCUGGCUCCUGCAGUGGCAUUGUGGGGUCAGAGUGUCUUCAAAUAAAAAACUAGUAGGAUUCAUAAGUGCCAUCCCUGCCAACAUACGGAUUUAUGACAGUGUGAAGAAGAUGGUUGAAAUCAACUUUCUUUGUGUUCAUAAGAAAUUGAGAUCCAAACGGGUAGCCCCAGUUUUAAUUAGAGAAAUAACCAGAAGAGUGAACCUGGAAGGAAUCUUCCAGGCCGUGUACACUGCUGGAGUGGUCCUUCCUAAACCUGUGGCCACAUGCAGAUACUGGCAUCGAUCCCUAAACCCCAGAAAAUUGGUAGAAGUGAAGUUUUCUCACUUGAGUAGAAAUAUGACAUUACAGAGAACAAUGAAGCUUUACAGACUGCCGGAUGUUACAAAGACCUUAGGCUUGAGACCAAUGGAACCAAAAGAUAUCAAAGCAGUCCGAGAAUUAAUCAACAGUUACUUGAAGCAGUUCCAUCUAGCUCCAGUAAUGGAUGAAGAGGAAGUGGCUCACUGGUUCCUUCCCCGGGAGCAUAUUAUUGACACGUUUGUAGUGGAGAGCUCUAGUGGGAAGCUGACUGACUUCCUGAGCUUCUACACGCUCCCCUCCACGGUCAUGCAUCAUCCCGCCCAUAAGAGCCUCAAAGCUGCCUACUCCUUCUACAACAUCCACACAGAGACGCCACUUCUAGACCUCAUGAACGACGCCCUCAUCAUAGCCAAGCUGAAAGGAUUUGAUGUAUUCAAUGCACUAGAUCUGAUGGAAAAUAAGACCUUCUUGGAGAAACUCAAGUUUGGUAUAGGAGAUGGCAAUUUGCAGUAUUACCUAUACAAUUGGAGAUGUCCAGGAACAGAUUCUGAAAAGGUUGGACUUGUACUCCAGUAGAUGGAUCUGUUGAUUUCUAGAGCUCUACAGUCUCAUUUGUUAAUACUCUUAUUUAACAACUCCCGGAACUGUCAUUCCAAAGAAGAGUAAAAAGCACAAGUGAAAUCAAAGUAGUUGGUAACAAUCAGAAAAUAUGAAAAACACCCAUAUGACCAGUAGUACACAUUUCUAGCUAGAAUGUUAAAAUCUAACCUGUUUUUGCUAUUUACCCACUAGUCAGAAGAAUGAAAGGGUACAAAGAGCACAUUCCUCUAGUUUUCAAACUUUCAGCUCUUUUGGCAAAGAAAGGGUAUUUUUCCCCUCUCUAGAAAUGGGACUGUUUUUCUUUGGACUAAACAGAAGUCACAGCAUUGUGUAACAAAAUCUUUGCUGCUUUGUGAAGAUAAACUGCUGCAUUUGUAUUUAUUAAAUGGUGGUAUAUUUGUCUGUGUAACAGAACGAAGGACCCACCUGCAGAAUUCUGACAUACAUCGCUAUAUGCGGUGUCACAGGGGACAUGUGUGAAAUGACAAGCAGAGGAUAUCUAAGAUGGAGCAGUAUAAAAGUGGACAGGGCAUUUAUUCCUUUCUAAGCAAAGUUGCCAAACCAAUAAAUAUACAGAUUUGUACUUUGAUCUUCAGCAAGUCAUGAAUCAUUUCAAAAGCAGUUUUGGGCAAAUACUUGCAUAUGUGCUCUCAAAAGGGCCUAAGGCCCAGGACCAGCCAGACUUUCCCUCUGCUGCACCACCUUGUCUCGUCAGCAACACCAGGAGAGGGCAAGAAGCAAGCAAAAUACCUAAGAUUCAACUAAUGCCUAGGAAAUUUAUUGGUGCUCUCAGCACCUUGAUAAUUUGAAUGUUUAUUACUUAGGCAGAAUUGCACAUAUUCCUUUAUGCUUUUAUCAUGAAAAUGUCUUAUUUGUAAAUAAGUGUUCACAAUUUUAUUACUGACGGUGUUUUUACCUACAAUUUGAAAGUUUCUCAAUGUACAUAUAUGUAUAGAUACUACCAGUAACACAAGAGAAAAAUAAUAUAAACAAGGCUGUAAGACUGGCCUUAAAUACCACAAAAUAGAUACUGACCAGUGCCUGUUUAGUUCAGAGCAAGUUACUUGUUAUACAACAUGAUGGCAUUCCCUUCGUGUGUGGUAAGUAGCCCACUGAAACCAGUCCUAUCAGGGUGGAGCCACCAAAGUAUUUCCACAAGCUAAUUCUGGCCCAUUGCCUGUCUUUAUACACCCUACAAGCUAAGAAUUGUGUGUGUGUGUGUGUGUGUGUG
Messenger RNA from Octodon degus (degu), 2854 nucleotides. RefSeq names its product N-myristoyltransferase 2 (gene Nmt2). Gene Ontology annotation, cellular component: cytoplasm. The record is from RefSeq and is a predicted model, not a curated record. Gene Ontology annotation, biological process: N-terminal peptidyl-glycine N-myristoylation. NCBI's taxonomy places the organism in Eukaryota, Metazoa, Chordata, Mammalia, Rodentia, Octodontidae. The transcript has 12 exons. Bases 103 to 1599 code for a protein of 498 amino acids. Gene Ontology annotation, molecular function: glycylpeptide N-tetradecanoyltransferase activity.